UUCCACUCUGAGCUGCGAAAAGGAAAAGGUGUCUGCUGUGGGCUGUCAGAUUGGCUGCUGGGCUAUCACAUGCUAUAUUGCGGUUCCGGUUUGGACCCCCCCACCCCCGGGAUAGCAGCUAACCAGCCAUUGAAAUCAAAACACUGCCGCCCUGCUGCGAGCUGCUCGCUGAGAAAAAAAAAAUCUUCACCAUGGUGCAAUGCAUGGUUCAGGGCUGCCCCAACAAAUCUUACCCGAAAGCGGGCUUCGCAAACCGUGCUCACAAGCGCUUUUUCAGCUUCCCCAAAGACGCCAGCCGAGUCAAAGUGUGGCUGGCAGCGUUAAGGGAGACGGAGCGUAUUUCUACUCUUAGUGAUCACCAUCGGAUUUGCGAGGACCACUUUCUGAAGCACCACAUAACGCGGUUUGGUGUCAGUAAAGAUGCCAUCCCCAUCAUGCCGCCCUACUUAGACGGACCGCUGACUGCCGACGAGGGCAUAGAUGCAGAGCUCGACGCGGAAGAGCGUGUAAUAUCACCGGUCGAGGAGGCGGGAGAAGAGGAUAGAAUGAUGACUAAAGUAUCCAGUGGAAGCAGCACUGAGAAAGACACUGUGCCAUUGACAUUCAGCUGGGAGACUGAUGCUGAGCUUCCAGGGACCUCUAACCAGGAGUUCACAGACAUUGUUUCAGUCAUGGAUGAUGACCCCAUGGAUGGCACAUAUCUGGAUCAUAGUAUGGACAAACACCCAAAGGCACGAUUUGAUGCAUCUCUUGUCCAUCUAACCAAGAGGUUUAUGGAUAUGGUGCGGGUUGCUCCAGAAGGCAUUUUGGAUUUAAAUAAUGUAGCACGGACUUUGGGAGUACGGAAGAGAAGAGUCUAUGAUAUCACCAAUGUAUUGGAUGGAAUUCAGCUCGUUCAGAAACGAACAAAAAAUCAAAUACAAUGGGUUGGUUCAAGUCUCAGCAGUGGUCUAAAAUGUGAAAUGAAGCAGCAUGAGCUGAAAAAUGAGCUGAUGGACUUAACCGCAAUGGAAGAAGCUCUAGAUGAACUCAUCAAAGACUGCGCUCAUCAGUUAUUUCAAUUAACAGAUCAAAAUGAAAAUGCUAAAGCUGCUUAUGUAACAUAUCAGGAUAUCCACAGAGUUCAGGCGUUCGAAGAACAGGUUGUAAUUGCAAUCAGGUCUCCAGAGGAAACAAAAUUGGAGGUUCCCCAUCCUAAAGAGGACAACAUUCAGAUUCACAUAAAGAGUUCAAAGGGUCCCAUUGAUGUGUUCCUGUGUGAGGUAGACCAGAGAGAUGAGUCCCAGCAGUAUAACUCUGAUGCCAAGGCCUCAGGGACCUUUUUAACACUAGAGAGCAGCAUACACACACUGCCCGCUGACAAAGAUCUGCCAAUAAAAUCAUUAACUAUAAAACGAGUGUGCUUGGAAAAUUCAGAGUAAAUUGUUUUCACCUUGCAAAUGUUUACACAUGGAUCUAAGAAGAACCACAAGAAGACUAUCGAAAGACCCCUGGACCCUGCGAAGGUUGGCACUAAAAUGAACAUUUAAUCAUUUGAGAUGACCGGAAAUCAAUGACAUUUUUUUUUUUUUUUUUUUUCUUCAUGAUGGGACGAUCCUAUCUCAAAAUAUAAAACCACAAGGACCUUGCCACAAGGCUGUUUUAUUUGUAAUAUUGCUGUAGUAUCAAAAUAAGUAUCCCAACACUUGUGAACCUAAAUGUAUGAAUACGAUUUAUAUAUUAUAUUAGGAAGGAUUAUUAUUAUUGAUAAUAAUAAUAAUUAUUAUUAUUAAUAAAGAGGUUUCCUGAAAGCAAUACAUCCCAUUCUAUCAUUCUGCAUCUUGGGCGUCGGGCAGACAUGGCAAGUUAACCGAUGAGGUCUCCACUAACCUUUUGACCUCAAUACUGACGAUCUGCUAUUAGUUUACAAUUAAAAAAAUGUUGCAGCCCUCUGUUUGUUUCUGUCUUGUCGAGUACCUUGGUUCAGAUUAAAACUGAUUUCAGAUUUCAUUUUAA
Messenger RNA from Acipenser ruthenus (sterlet), 1995 nucleotides. It is a transcript of the gene e2f6, whose product is annotated as E2F transcription factor 6. Gene Ontology annotation, cellular component: RNA polymerase II transcription regulator complex. Bases 192 to 1421 code for a protein of 409 amino acids. The record is from RefSeq and is a predicted model, not a curated record. Gene Ontology annotation, biological process: regulation of transcription by RNA polymerase II. Gene Ontology annotation, molecular function: protein dimerization activity; DNA-binding transcription factor activity, RNA polymerase II-specific; RNA polymerase II cis-regulatory region sequence-specific DNA binding. Lineage: Eukaryota; Metazoa; Chordata; Actinopteri; Acipenseriformes; Acipenseridae. The transcript is spliced from 8 exons.